Misgurnus anguillicaudatus (oriental weatherfish) is the source of this 2201-nucleotide messenger RNA. It is a transcript of the gene tmem125b, whose product is annotated as transmembrane protein 125b. The record is from RefSeq and is a predicted model, not a curated record. Lineage: Eukaryota; Metazoa; Chordata; Actinopteri; Cypriniformes; Cobitidae.
ACCAUCCUUACAGUCACAAAUUGUCCAUUAUGCUAAAAGCGUGACUUCAGAGCUUCAUUGGAGGGAUGUCCCUCUGUAAGUCCCUCCAGUCGGCCUAUUGUCUUUUCCACAAUGCCUUGAAAGAUCUUUGCUGCUUUAGGCGUAUGCGAGCGAGCGCGUCGGUGCGUGAGUGAGUGCAAGCACGCUUGUGUUCUCCGAUUUAUUGUGUCACAAAGAAGACAAUGAGAAACCAUUUUAUCGUCUCGGGGGAAUGUGGCAGGAGUAUGACAUCGUCCAAUGUGCUCGGCACCAGUGUCCAGUUCGCUUGCACCGUGACACAUCACAGAAUGAGAGAGACAGGUAAAGACAAAGAGAGAGAGAACGAUUGGAGAGACAAAAGUGACAGCAAAUAGUUCUGCACUAAGUAAAGCAAAGCAGUUUGAGGAUGUGCUCUCUAAAAUCCAACUCUCCAAAUCAAGACUUUAUUAUAGACACGGACAGACGUCUGCUUUUGAGGAUUCAUGAUGUGGAAUUUUCAAGUUGCAGAAUUGACAGGAGGUGAGAAAUAUUUUUAUUUAUAAAGUGACCAACAAGUUGCUGGAGCAUCCAAGACACGUUUGAGAUGGAGCUGCUUCCCUUGAAUCUGAGUCCUGGAACGUCUUUCCAUCUGCAAGUGGACCCUUUGUGGUACCAACGUCGAGCCGUGGAGGAACAGGUGGAGCUGUGGUGGUUCAGAGAGCCACACGUGUCUUUUCUGUGCUACUGCUUUUCGGUGGCUAUGGUUCUGGGCCUGGGCUCGGCUGGCGUGGGUCUGCUUUCUACAGCAUCCUCCGCUGUGGGAUCCUCCGCAGUGUGGCGUUUGGGUGUAGGUUCAACGCUCUGCCUCCUGGCUCUGGUGGUCCUCCUGAAGCAGCUGCUCAGUUCUGCUGUACAGGACAUGGGAUGCGUACGCAACCGGAGACGCAUAGACCAGCUGCGGACCGGAGGAACUGUGGAUCCCUUGCUGUUGCUUUUCACUGGCUCGGCACUGCUGAUUUGUGGGACCACGCUGCUCGGUCUCAACCAGUCGGACAUGUUUCUUUCUGGGAUGACCCUCUUGGCCAGUGGGGCUGCAGUGGUGUUGGGUGUGAUGGUGUAUGGAGUGGUGGUUUAUGUGGAGGGAAGGAGAAACAUAAGGAGACGAAGAAGAAGACGUAGGGUAAGAGUAUACACAGUGGCGGGGUCAAGAAACCGACCGUGGAGAGAUUCGACCUCUAGUCAUUCGAAUUUGUUAUGAGAGGAGAAAAACUGAACACAAUCACAGUAUCGAAUUGUCUGCAGUAUUUAUACAGAGUCUGGGGCUAGUUGUCACACUGGGACGUUGCCAGAAGGUUUGUGUUUAAUAAUCAUCCCCAGUGUUUUUUUCUAGCAGUGGUUUGUAAGUUGUUUCAAACUGUUCUUCUUAAGAUAAAUUCAAGUCUGAUCUAAAAUCAAAAAAUCUCGGUGCUCUACUUCUUUGGUUAAGGUAGCUGUGUUUUACCAUACUGUGAAUAUUUUACCACUGGGCAUUGUUAACCAACAACACUCAUAUAAAGGUAUAUUAAUGAAUAGAUUAGCAUAUAUUAAGUUUAUGAUUUUUUUUCCAUCUUAUAAUUCCUUGCAAUUUGCUGCUAAGCAAACAAUAAUGACACACAUUAUUGCCAUAAUAUUUAGGAAAUAUUAAAAGAAAGACCAAUAAAAAGUUUAACUUUUAUAUGUUUGCUUGAAGCUGUUUUUUGUGUUUGCUUAAAGUUUUAUUGAUAUAUUUGCCAAAAAUGUUUGAUAAAAUACAUUUAUAAACUUACUUUUUAAGUAUAACUCACAGACAAUUUAAUGACACGUCAAAAUGAUUGUUGAUAAUCAGCAUGCUGUUCAUACAUUACAUUUUAAGUCGAAAUUAACCCAAAAAUAUGUUAUUAUAUUUUUAAAUAUAAUACUUUAAUCCUUAGUGCUCUUGUUUGCACCUUAAUCGCUGUAACAUCUGCUCUGCAAUUCUGCGGCUGUUAUUGCACACAAUUGUCUAAAGAUGGUGCAAAACCUAAAUAUCAUAAUUUAUUUCAUAAACUUGAAAAAAUUAGUUAUCCUACACUGUAAAAAACACACAGCAUUUUUUUGUCAAAUCUACAUAUAUUUUAUGUUACUUUAACUUAAAAAAUUAAGUUUAACAAUUUCAACUUGAUUUUAUAAGUUAUGUCAACUUUUUU